AGACAAAGGCGUCCGGGCGUGGUGCUGGCCCACCCACCCCCCUCCGUGUGUCGUGUCGGCCUUCAUAGGUGCUACUCGCUAACAGCACUUGCCCCUACAGUCUGAUACAGGCUAUAGAGGGGGUAUUUGUGUGUGUGUGUCGUGUGUGUGUCGUGUGUGUGGUGUGUGUGUGUUGUGUGUGUGUGGUGUGUGUGUGUGGUGUCGUUUGUGUGGUGUGUUGUGGUGUGUUGUGUGUGUGUGUGGUGUCGUGUGUGUGUGUGUGUUGUGUGUGUUUUGUAUGGUAUGUUGUGUGUGUGGUGUGUUGUGUGUGUGUGGUGUGUUGUGUCGUGUGUGUUGUGUCGUGUGUGUUGUGUGUGGUGUGUUGUGUGUGUGUAGCGUGCACAGAAGCUAACACACACGCACGCGUUCGGCACCGUGUUGCCUCCGGGGGGAGGAGAGGGGGACGCGAUGAGCGUUGAAGAAGGGGCCCCAAAACGACGAGCUGCCCAUGGACCCGCGUGGUGAGCUGGCGUGAGCCACGACCAUCACGAGGCCACGGUUGCACGCGUGAAGCAGAAGAAGUCCGGAAGGACGGCUGGGCAAGCACCAUGCCUCGCGUGCGCAGCGAGUACAUGCAGCAGUUCUGCCCAGCGGAAGGUGCGCGGGACGUGGCGUCGCAGUGCUACCAAAGCGGCGUGCAGUACCGGCGGGGCCGCCGCCUUCUCGAGCACGCCCACGUGCCGCUGCUGUGGGACCCGGCUCACGGCGACUCGGAAUCCGGUGACGAUGGCGGCGGCGGCAGGCAAAGCCCUCCGAGGGGUGCGAGCUGGGAGGUUCAGCCGCGGGAAGAUGAUGUGGAGGGCAGCGGCGGCAACGGCAGCCCCAGCAGCCCCAGCAGCUGGCAGGGCGACAGCGGGCAAGGGCAGGGCGUGCUGCUGGACAAGCAGGAAGGGCAGCACGGAGGUCUAGCAGAGUCGGCAACUGCGCUUGCCGGUGAGCGGUUGCACAAGAAAGGGAAGAGGAAGAAAUUGGCGGUCAAACAAGAUCCUGCCAAAAAAGAAACGCAAGCUCCCGGCUCCUUAUCUGGACGUAACAAAACCAGUGGCCAGUUUGCUUCUGGCUCUGCCCAAAGGGUAGUAGCAUCCAACUGUAACGCCAACAUAGCAUCUCCAAACGUGUCCAAAAGUCAAAAAUCAUAUGCCCUGUUUCCCAGGGCCACGCAUCAAAGACCACCAUUUCUGAGCUAUGGCUGGGCAAACGACGUUCUGGAAACUGGCAGAAAAAAGACUCACAAUAUUCUCCCUUCGGCUUCAACCGUACAAAUUCACGAGUCUGCGAUAAAAGCAAUGCACAAGCGCAAGAGCGCGAGGCGGCAAUUCAAAAAGAAGAAAGAGCAACUGGCAGAGAAACAAGAGGAACAUUUGCAGAGCUCGUCUGACGUGGACAACCCAUGGAUGUCUGAAUAUCAGCGAAGUUAUUCAGCACGAACAAGAUAGCUUUUACAUUCUCAUGGUUUAUCGAGCAGAAAUUGUUUUUUGUUUUUAUGAAUAGCCAGUGAUCAAAAUGUAAAUGUGUUAAGUCCCCACAUGCGACCUAUUGGGCCUUCAUCCCACGUUAACUGCCGUUCAAUACACGUCUGGUGUUCUGAGAAGCGCCAGUGUGGCAUGUAGAUCAGCUGUUAAUCAGCAAUGUGACAUUCCAGAUUUUAUAUCGAAUGUGCAGGGCAUUCUUCACGUGUUGUGUCGACCCAUAGAGGGCAAUAUGCUUUGCAGUGGAUGCUUUGGUUGCACAUCUGGACUCCUCAUUGGAGUACAGACACCAAGAAUCCGUAAUGUGUAGUUAUGUGGUCUAAUUGUUCGUCUAAACAGUGUUUAAUAUAUUUUUACAAAUAUUUCCACAAAGUAGUUGUUUUUUUAAACAAUUCUUAGGAAUGUGUAUUGGGGAAAUGGGAGGAGUAUUCCAUUAGUCAACAGAUGAAUGUGACGUUAACGUCACGGUACAAUUUUAACUAAGAAAAGUUUUAAAUGACGUAACUGCUAAUGUGGUAACACCUCGUAAAUUAAGCCAUAUAGUUGUAAAUGUAUGUCAUACAAGGUAACCUUUAGACAUUUUUGUCCAUACUAUUGAAAUCGAGCUCAUGUCAAACCACUUGUGAUUGUGUUGUAAAGAAAAAGCAUAUCUAGGCAAUAAAAGGUGGCUUAUUGAAAAUUUGUGUAAGUACACAUCAUGGUAAAUGCUAAACUACCAUACCUUAAUGGUCUCAUAUCUUACUCGGUACCUUAUUAACAACUCUUUGCCCUGACAAGAAGAGUUGCAAUCGAUACGUCAAACCUGUGAAAUAUGGAUGACCCCAAACAAUGUAAACAAAAGCUGAAUUGUGCUCAAAAUGCAUCGUGAGAUGUGCGUCAGGGAUUAAACGGAGAGAAAGCGUAAACAAAGUGAUAUCGAUCAUUUCUAGAUUUGAAGUUUUCGUGACUGCAAGGAUUCAUACUCUUUGGUGUUUUCGGUAAAAUCACGUCGGUAAAAAAUAAAUAAAUGAAAAUCAACUAAAUUAAAUCACGACGUUUCGGAGG
Molecule: messenger RNA, 2552 nt
Organism: Lethenteron reissneri (Far Eastern brook lamprey)
Lineage: Eukaryota; Metazoa; Chordata; Hyperoartia; Petromyzontiformes; Petromyzontidae
Gene: CCSAP
Product: centriole, cilia and spindle associated protein
Biological process (GO): regulation of mitotic spindle assembly
Cellular component (GO): ciliary transition zone; cytoskeleton; ciliary basal body
Molecular function (GO): microtubule binding
Source: RefSeq, a predicted model, not a curated record